UCAUACGAUUUGUGUUAAAGAUCCUCUUGCCACGUGUUUUUCAGAAAAUGAUUCUUUAAAUCAAACCAGUGUUAACCUUGCCCUCCUGCUUGCACUUGGUCUCUCCCGCUCUGCCCGUUCCCACCUCAGAGGUGAUCUCUGUUAUCAGACUUUCCUGUCGGAUUAGGGUUUCAGUAACCUCGGUUAUUGGGCUUUGAGAACGGGGGGGACCUGUUCAGGGAUCUUUGCAGAUGUGAGACCUGAGUCCCCCCACCCUCCCCUGAGGAUGUCCAGAGAGGCCCGAGAAAACGUACACUGGUGACUCCGGUUUCAGUCAAGUUACAAAACAUGCAGAAUUAGACUCUUGUGUGGGGAUGCUGCCGCAGGUUAUAAAACUAUCAAUGAAAGGCAAGGAAGAUAUCAUGAAAAGUAGGUGGUGGUCGCCUCUGUUAGGAGAAAAGGGGUUUGACCUAAAAUGUUUACUGGACAAGGUGGGCUUUUUAAUUUUCGACCUGGAUGUGUGUUUGAGAUAUAAUUUUGUUAAACUGUCCAUAGACAUUACAGCCCUUUCUCUGUGCAUGUUAUCUGCUUCACUGUAGAAAAUGUGGAGGGAAAACCCAAGAUCCCAAGAUGUCAAGUGCACCUGCUAACGAUCUGCAGUUUGCCAGGCAGAGGGUGGACAGUGAAGUCGGGAGGCUCCUCGGAGUACCUGUAGAAGACUUGCCAGCGCCCCAGGUCAGCGAGCGGAGGGACCCACACCCCAGUCGAAUGCAGAUGCCGCAGGGGAACCCGCUGCUGCUUUCGUACACCCUGCAGGAGUUGCUGGCCAGGGACACCGUGCAGGUGGAGCUCAUUCCCGAGAAGAAGGGCCUCUUCCUAAAGCAUGUGGAAUACGAGGUUUCCAGCCAGCGCUUCAGGUCCUCCGUGUACAGACGGUACAACGACUUCGUGGUCUUCCACGAGAUGCUGCUGCAGAAGUUCCCCUACCGCAUGGUGCCGGCCCUUCCGCCCAAGAGAGUGCUGGGAGCCGACCGCGAGUUCAUUGAGGCCCGGCGCAGGGCCCUGAGGCGCUUCAUCAACCUGGUGGCCCGGCACCCCCCGUUCUCCGAGGACGUGGCCCUCCGGCUCUUCCUGUCCUUCAGUGGCCCGGACGUGCAGAACAAGUUGAAGGAGUCGGCUCAGUGUGUUGGAGACGAGUUCAUGAGCUGCAAGCUGGCUCCUCGGGCCAAGGACUUCCUCCCAGCCGACAUCCAGACUCAGUUCGCCGUCAGCCGGGAGCUCAUUCGAAACAUCUACAACAGCUUCCACAAGCUUCGCGACCGGGCCGAGCGGAUUGCGUCGAGGGCCAUCGACAAUGCUGCUGACCUCCUCAUCUUCGGGAAGGAGCUGAGUGCUUUAGGGUCUGAUACGACCCCGCUCCCCUCCUGGGCCACUCUGCACAGUAGCACGUGGGGGUCCCUGAAACAGGCACUGAAAGGCCUGUCCGUUGAAUUUGCACUGCUCGCCGACAAGGCCGCCCAGCAGGGCAAACAGGAAGAGAAUGACGUGGUGGAGAAGUUGAACCUCUUCCUGGAUUUGCUGCAGUCCUAUAAAGACCUGUGCGAGCGGCACGAGAAGGGCGUGCUGCACAAGCACCAGCGGGCCCUGCACAAGUACAGCCUGAUGAAGCGGCAGAUGAUGAGCGCCGCUGUGCAGAGCCGGGAGCCCGACUCCGUGGAGCAGCUGGAGUCCCGCAUCGUGGAGCAGGAGAACGCGAUCCAGACGAUGGAGCUCCGGGGCUACUUCUCCCUGUACUGCCUCCACCAGGAGAUGCAGCUGGUCCACGUGUACCUGCCCCUCACCUCCCACAUCCUCGGUGCCUUUGUCAACUCUCAGAUCCAGGGGCACAAGGAGAUGAGCAAGGUGUGGAACGACCUGAAGCCCAAACUAAACUGCCUCUUCGCUGGACCCAGCGGCUCCCCGACUCCACCGAGGCUCCCGCAGGACGGCGUGUCUCCUCGCUAGUGCCAGACGCCUGGGGCGGGAGCUCCGGGCGGCCUCACUAAAACCUCUUUCCAAAUGGCGUGUUCCUGUUUAAUUCCCUCCAGAUAGUGGCUGCCCCCCACCCCCCGCGGGGUCCCCGGUGUCUGACUGACCCCCAGGCCCAGUGGGGCCGGGGUUUGGGUGCUCCCCUCGUGGGGAGUGGGGCUGAGGAUGUGACCCCAGGCCUCUGAACAUCCACGAGGGCCGGAGGCCAUGGGGGUCUGCUCAGCUGUCCUGGGCCCCGCCCGAUGCUGCACUGUGCCUGAGCCUGGCGGUCAAGAGUUAAGGUUCCCUGGAAAGGUCUUCUCUGAUUCCAGGAGGUCAGGGUGGCAAGGAUGGCUUCCACAUAGCAGGUGCCUGGGGGCAUGUGCAGGGGGCACCCAUGAGUUUUGGGGAGUCAGGAGGGUCUGGGUCCGAUGACCAGGGACGGGGAGGUUGGAACCCCCGUGUUGGACACGAGGUGGCUGUAUCUGAUGAACCAGUCAGUGAGGGUGGACUGUGACCUAAGGCCGGUGGGCACUCCGGACGGGUGUGGGUACGGCGGGGCCUCGGCGGGGGGGGGGGGGGGGGGUCGCUGGGUACCAUGGGGCCCCGGUCUGGACUGGGUCUGGGUAAAGUGUCCUGUGUCCCUCCCUGUCAUGUGCCCGUGGGCUGCGGUGUCGGGGACAAAGGUGAAGUGGUGCUUCUGUGGUCUGUCGCCGUGCAGCACCAGCUGUGUCCUCGCGGUCGCUUGCAGGCCCCUGUCUUUGGAGGCGGCAGCUUGCGACGGCUUGAGUGCGGAGGCUGGAAGGGGAGGGCGGGCGGGGCCGUGUUCCAGCUGGGGUCUGGAAGGGGGGGUUCUGUGUGGCUGUGGCUGACCACCCCCCGCCCCAUUUUGGGAGGCACUCCGAGCCUCCCUCCUCAUUCCAGGCAGGCCCGGAGGGGAUCUGUUCCGGGAACUCUGGGGUCAGUGCGCGCCUGGGGCCUCCGAGCGCUUCCUGCUCUGAAUCCCUCUUGUGUAAACACCGGCAGGGCGCCUUCCUCCCAGGCCGGGAACGCUUUGAGCUCACUGCCCCCCCGGCUCGAGCGGUGUCGGCGGAUCUGUGUUGUGGGAGGGUCUGAUUGCAUGCCAGGAGUCCUGAGGGUCUCGCCUUCCCGGGGUGCAGAUGCCUGUGCUCCAGGGGGCUUUCUCUGGAUCUGAAGGCAGGUGGGACUUCCCACCUGUGUGUCCCCACACAGCACGCAGGACUCCCGCACCCGUCCUGGGGUGCUCUUGCACAUCACUGCCCGGGGCGGGGGUCGGGGAAGUAUUUUUUAGGCCCAGCCAGACACCUGCGUCACCCCACGUGUGGGUUCUCCUGUGCGGGGAGAAGGCCAGCUGCACCCCAUGCAGCCCGAGGCCCUGGGACUGCGGCACAUGCCUUCCUUGGCUGAUAAGGGGCAGCGUACCCCCAGAGCCCAGCAAGCGGGGGCCCGUUCGAUCACUGGGCUGUGCGUGCGUUCUGCUCCCCUUCGGAGAAGCUGGUUCUCGGGCACUGAGUGGAUCUGCGCUGCCCCACAGGGCUGCCCCACGGGCGCUGUGUACACUUGAGCCGUAGGGCUGACCUCCGAGCCUCCCGUUCCCUGUCGGCUGCUGCCCGCGCGCCACGGCCUGCCUGUGGGUGGUGCGGGACAGGCGACCACAGGACACUGGCGAGCUGGGAAGACACCCAGAGCAGACCCCACCACGCACGCAGUGGGGGCUGGGGGCUCAUGGUGGGCAGCAGCACGGAAGGUGGGAGGGCCGGCGCGGAGAGGGUCUCCCAGGGCACGUGGAGGCCCGCCUCUCCCGGGUCACUGAGAAUUCCAGCACCAAAGACUUCAUUUGUGCUUUCUCAAGAGGACUUUUCCUGAGACUCCGUGUUCCUGGCGGCCUCUCUGUGCGGUGGGAGGGGCCAGGAGCCCUUCUUGGCUGGAGUUCCGGCCAGGGUUUUCGAGGCUUACCCAGAGGGCGCUUUCUUGUGCAUCCCCUCCCUCCCCAGCCCCUGCAAGGAGGCUGGCAGAUGGGAGACGCUUGCUGGGCUGUGUGCGUGGGGGUCACGUCCUUCCUGUGCUUGUCAGCUGGGGACAGCAGGGGCCACCUUUUGCCCCCCACAAAGCCUCCCUCUGGGCCCAGGGCCAGGGCCGCUCUGGGGAGGGCCAGGCUGCCAGCAGCUCUGAGUCAGGGAGCGCAGGGGCGUCCCAGCUUGCCUCCGUGGCCCUAGUCUCCAGGCUGGGACUGCGGGAGGGAGACCACAGCCUUGCUUUGUCUCCCACGGUCGGUCUGCGAUGUCCCGGUGCCACGGGGACAGAGCCCGAUCCCGACUCUGCAAGGCCGGAAUGGAGCCCGGCCCCGGUGUGUGCCUUCGCCAGGUCCCUCCAGCCUGGGCCCAGCUUGCUCGCAGCAUCAGAUCCGGGCACGUGCGGGACUCUGCACAGGUUGAGGUCGGCUGGUUUUGUCGGCAUUCGAGACCCUUCUCUUCGUGAUGCAGUUCUGUGUAUGGAGCACUUUACAAGGCUGUAGGCAUCAAUUACUACGCCAAUAAACUGGAAUCGUUCACACA
Messenger RNA from Lynx canadensis (Canada lynx), 4562 nucleotides. RefSeq names its product sorting nexin 8 (gene SNX8). Gene Ontology annotation, molecular function: phosphatidylinositol binding. Bases 610 to 1983 code for a protein of 457 amino acids. Gene Ontology annotation, biological process: retrograde transport, endosome to Golgi. The record is from RefSeq and is a predicted model, not a curated record. The transcript is spliced from 12 exons. NCBI's taxonomy places the organism in Eukaryota, Metazoa, Chordata, Mammalia, Carnivora, Felidae.